Messenger RNA from Rubroshorea leprosula, 3780 nucleotides. Lineage: Eukaryota; Viridiplantae; Streptophyta; Magnoliopsida; Malvales; Dipterocarpaceae. The record is from the annotation of a GenBank genome assembly.
UAAUAUUAAGUCCUCAAAUUUCGUUCACAGUGAAGUUCUGUUUGCUCCAUUUUUCUCAUUCCAUUUUCUUUUUAUUUUUCUUUUUAUUUUUCUUCUCUUUUCUCUUCACCCAAUCGAUAUUCUCCGUCGCAUCAGACUUCCGAUUUGAGUAAUUAGUUGAAGAUGAGUUCCUUCUCAAUCACGCGUAAGAAGACGCCUUUCCAGAAGCACAGAGAGGAGGAAGAAGCUAAGAAGAAGAGAGCUGAGGAUGAAACAGCACGUUUGUAUGAGGAGUUUGUGGCGUCUUUUCAAGGGGAUAACACUCCGGGGUCGAAGACUUUUGUUCGAGGAGGAACAAUCAAUCCGAACGAUAGAUUGAAGUCGGAUUCUGAAGGUGAAAGGUCCAAAGAUGGGGUAUCUGUUCCAAAGAAGGGAAGUAGGUAUGUUCCAUCUUUCAUACCACCGCCUUUGGCUGCCAAGGGAAAAGAAUCUGAGAAGAAGAAGGAAGAAGAUAGGCCAAAAGAUAAGGGGAAGUCCCGGAAUAUAGAUCAUUUUAUGGAGGAGCUGAAGCAUGAACAAGAAAUGAGGGAGAGGCGAAACCAGGAACGAGACCAUUCACGUGAUGGGCGCCAUGGUGACAGUUCUGCUCCAUCUAGUCGUUUUGAUGAGCUACCUGAUGAUUUUGAUCCAAGUGGAAAACUGCCUGGAUCUUUUGAUGAUGGUGAUCCGCAAACAACAAAUCUCUAUGUUGGAAAUCUCUCACCAAAGGUUGAUGAGAAUUUUCUUCUGCGGACUUUUGGAAGAUUUGGGCCUAUUGCUAGUGUGAAGAUUAUGUGGCCCAGGACAGAGGAAGAGCGAAGACGGCAACGAAAUUGCGGCUUUGUAGCUUUUAUGAAUAGAGCUGACGGACAAGCUGCAAAAGAUGAAAUGCAAGGAGUUGUUGUUUAUGAGUAUGAGUUGAAAAUUGGAUGGGGUAAAUCUGUUGCUCUACCUUCACAAGCUUUACCUGCUCCCCCACCAGGGCAGAUGGCUAUCAGGAGUAAGGAGGGUGCUACUGUAGUCCUCUCUGGUCCUUCUGGCCCACCAGUCACAUCUGUUCCAAAUCAGAAUUCUGAACUGGUUCUAACUCCAAAUGUACCUGACAUUAUGGUUGUUCCACCUGAGGAUCCUCAUCUCCACCAUAUAAUUGAUACAAUGGCUCUAUAUGUUCUUGAUGGAGGAUGUUCUUUUGAACAAGCUAUCAUGGAGAGAGGUCGUGGCAAUCCUCUUUUCAAUUUCCUAUUUGAGCUUGGCUCAAAGGAACAUACUUACUAUGUCUGGAGGCUCUAUUCUUUUGCUCAGGGUGAUACGCUUCAAAGGUGGCGGACAGAACCUUUUAUCAUGAUCACUGGUAGUGGAAGAUGGAUGCCACCAUCUCUGCCUGUUGCAAAAAGCCCAGAGCAUGAAAAGGACUCUGGUACCACAUAUGCUGGAGGAAGAAGCAGGCGUGUGGAGCCAGAACGAACACUGACUGAUCCACAGAGGGACGAGUUUGAGGAUAUGCUUCGCGCACUGACAUUAGAGAGGAGUCAGAUAAAGGAAGCAAUGGGUUUUGCUUUAGAUAACGCGGAUGCAGCUGGAGAGGUAGUUGAAGUUUUGACAGAGUCUUUGACUCUUAAGGAAACACCUAUUCCAACAAAAGUUGCAAGGCUCAUGCUUGUAUCUGAUAUUCUUCAUAAUAGUAGUGCUCCUGUAAAAAAUGCAUCUGCAUACCGCACUAGAUUUGAAGCAGCAUUACCUGACAUAAUGGAGAGUUUUAAUGACUUGUACCGUAGUAUAACUGGAAGGAUCACUGCUGAAGCCCUUAAGGAACGUGUUCUGAAAGUAUUGCAAGUGUGGUCCGACUGGUUUCUCUUCUCGGAUGCAUACGUGAAUGGAUUGCGGGCAACUUUUCUGCGACCAGGAAACUGUGGUGUGAUCCCUUUUCAUUCUCUUUGUGGUGAUGCACCUGAAAUAGAAAAGAAGCCAGGUUCAGAAGAUAGAGGUGAUGGUAUUAAGAACAAUCAAGAUGCUGCUUUGGCAAUGGGGAAAGGAGCAGCCAUGAAGGAGCUGAUGGAUCUUCCGCUUGCUGAGCUGGAGAGACGUUGUAGGCAUAAUGGAUUAUCUCUUGUUGGUGGUAGAGAAAUGAUGGUUGCAAGACUGUUGAGUUUGGAAGAUGCUGAAAAGCAGAGGAGUUACGAAUUAGAUGAUGACUUGAAGUUGUCUCAGACUCGUUCGGGUUCUGGUAGAUAUUCAAGUGGUCAGAGAGAAACUAGCGUUGACCCAGAACCUGUGGGAUUGUCUGGAUGGAGUCACUAUAGUGAGGAUGAGAUGCAAUCGCUACGUAAAGGAUCUGCACAUAUGGCUGACACACUUCUGAUUCCACAGCCUGAACUAAAAGCAUUUACUAAGAAAGAGAAAAACGAUCCUGUUUUGCCAACCUCUAAAUGGGCUAGAGAGGAUGAUGAAAGUGAUGAUGAAGAAAAGAGAAAUGCCAGAGGUCUGGGGUUGAGCUAUUCAUCUUCUGGAAGUGAAAAUGUCGGGGAUGGUGUUAGCAAGUCUGAUGAGGUGGAGUUUGCGGCUGAUGUAAGUAUUCCAGUUCAACCUGACACUGGAAUGAAUGAAGAGCAAAGGCAAAAGUUGAGACGCCUUGAGGUGGCUUUGAUAGAAUACCGAGAAUCCCUUGAGGAGCAGGGAGUCAGAAGUGCAGAGGAAAUUGAGAAAAAGGUUGCCACAUAUCGGAAGCGGCUUGAAUCUGAAUAUGGCUUAUCAGAUUCAACUGCUGAUGUUUCAGGAAGCAAGAGAACAUCUUCAGAGAGGAGAGACAGACGAGACGAUCCUCAAGACUCUUCAAGAAAGCGGAACCGCAGCCAGAGCCGAAGUCAGAGCCCCCCAAGGAAAUCAUCAAACAGAGACAGAGAUAGAGAAAAUGAUUCAGAUAGGGACCGUGAAAGGCACAGGGAUAGAGCUCGUGAUCUGGAAGUUGAAAGGGGGAGAGAUAAGGAGCGAGACCGCCAUGAAAAGAGUGGAAGCAGAGAAAGGGAUGAUCAGGACCGGGAUAGGGGCAGAGAUAGAUCAGACAGAGAUAGGAGACGGCGAAUAAAAUGAGCCUCCAAGUAUAAUUUCUUUUCCAGCCAUGGAUACUUCCGUAGUUGGUUUCUGCAGCCACGUAGGAUGGUUUGAACUCUGAAUCUUUGAGAUGGACAUUUUGAACGUUGCAGAAUCUGCUAUUGCAGAAGUGGCGUCUGGAUGAUGCCAGAAUAUAAAAUGUCAUUUUAUAACCUAUAAGAGGAUGUGGUUUUUGAUUAGCCAUGUUGUAGUUAGAUGUGUUUUUAUUUGAGCUUUCAAAACUAAACAUUUUUUAGUGACUGAUUGUUUGGUAAAAUUCCUGAAAAGAGACCUAUUCCAUGAAUCCAGAUGCUGAGGCUCCAUAUUAUGGAGCUGCAAGUAAAGCUCGAAUGCUAAAAAUGAUUGAGCCGAACCCAAAUAUCUUCUUCUUUCGACAGACCAAAUUCAGCAAAAAGAUAACAAACGACAUUUUGAGACGAUGGGAGUAAUAAUAUAUCCAGAUGUUUCUUCUAGUUUCAUGUCCUCCGGAAGAUGUCUAAAUGGCCUAUUGUAUGGGCUACCUACAUCAGCACUGUUAACAUGGGAAACCAGUUCAAUGUCUUCAUUUUCCGGAGAAUCAUUCCCAACUUGGCUGUCCACCAUUUCAAUAGGAGGAAUAGCAGGGUUUGGAUUGGAUCUCCUCAUCGGGACCAAAAAUAAACCAAACACAGGAGA